UUACGUGUUUUACUGGAAGAGGUCGGUUCAUGCGCAAAGUCGCUUGCAUCUUUUGCAAACAUAUUUAAUGCCUUAUGAACCCCGAAGUUGGUCGUGUGCAGCAUUGAGUUGCGGGCUGAUUCGCAUUUUUGGAAAAUCGAGGUGUAAUCAUGUCUUCAGGUAAAAAGGGGAAGAAAAGUAAGGGAAAGACGUUAGCGUUAACGGACUUUUUGGCCGAAACCCCUGGUGGUAUUCCAAGUGUGCCCCUGAAGGCCUCAAACUGGGCUGAUGAUGUUGAAGAUGACUAUGGUGGAGGAUAUUCAUCAAGAAGCAGUAAGGAGCCUGUUGUUCUACCAACUGCUCCAAGAGCUGCACGUGGUCCUGGUAUCAAUGAAGAAAAUAUUCCAACAAACCCUCCUUAUGUAGCAUACAUCUCUAAUUUGCCCUAUGAUGUAGAUGAAGAGGAUCUUGCUGAAUUUUUUGCCGAUAUGCAGGUAUCCAAUAUGCGUCUCCCAAAAGAUUCCAAUAAACUUCGGGGCUAUGGAUAUGUUGAAUUUGAUGAUCGUCAAAGCUUAAUAGAUGCACUCUCCAUGCCAAAUACUACUAUCAAGACUAGACGUGUCCGCAUCGAAGUUUCAAACAGCAGUAAUGAUGAGCGUCGUGGUGGGCGUAUGGGUCGCGAUAAUCGCAGAGAUAAUUAUGAUGACCCUGAUCGUACAUCUGGAGAUUGGCGAAGUGGGCCUCGCGAAGAGAUUUCUUCUUCCGACGGUGAUCGUUUCCGUAGUCGUGGUGGUUUUGAGAAUCGCGACAGAAGAGAUGACCGAGAGAAGCCCGAUUAUGAUAACAAACCAGGUGGUUGGCGGGAGGGUGGUGAUAGAGGAGGUUCUGCAUUUAGAGACAGGGGUGGUUUCCGUGACGAGGAUAGAGAAAGGGACUGGCCCCGCUAUGGUGAUCGAGAUGGCGAUAGGGACAAAGACAGAGGAAGUAGUUUUGGACCACGUCGUAAUUUUGGAGAUUCCGAUUGGGACAGAGAUGGUCCACGUAGGCAAGCUCGACCAUCAACUAUGGAUUCCACUCAAGGGGAACCACGAACAAGACCCAAACUACAGCUACAGCCACGUACUAAGCCUGUGGAGCCAAUUCUUGUAAAAGACGAACCUACUGAAGCCGAAGCUGAAGCUGAGUCAGCACCAUCAUCUACAUCUACAUCUGCACAAGCACCAGCUCCGACACCAGUGCCGGCAGUAAACAUAUUCGGUGCAGCUAAACCGGUAGACACUACUGCCAGGGAGAGAGAAAUUGAAGAACGUCUUGCUAAGACUUAUGCAGAAUCGAAAUCUAAGGAUGAAGGGGAUGCAGAUAAACGCAGCACAAAGGAGGGUACCUGGGGACGACGUAAUGGGGAGGGACGUGAGGAUAGAGACCGAGGUCGGCCGACUUGGAGAUCAGAUGAAGACAGGGGGCGACAAGCUGAACGAUCUGGACCACGUCCAGCUACUUCAGCACGUUCUGGUCAACGUGGAGAUUCUAGAGGUCCACCAACUUCUCGAGGUGGUCCUGCACGAGCGGGUCAGAAAUCAAGUGACUCCCGUGCGCCUCCUGAGAGGGAGAGAAGAGAGAAGGACCGCGACGAUGAUGUCAAUAGAAUGCCCAAGGCCAAGGAUGAACAAGCUCCGAACUUCAUAGCUUCCAACAAGUAUUCCAUGCUCCCUGAUGAUGUGGACCCAGACAAUAUUGAUGAUUAGUCUCGCUCAUUAUAAUUUAUAUCAUCGAUUAAAUUGUGCCACAUGUAUCAUGAUUGGUAUACAUAUGCAUAUUAAUAAUUUGGGUAACCUCCAUCAAAUACUUGGCCAAUUGAUUAAUGAGCUGGGCUGCACCUGCCUAGUAUUGCAUUACUGGAGUUAUUGUUGAUUUGUAUUUAAUCUAUUUUAUUAUUCCUUAAUAUAAUUAUUACCUACCAGUCUAUUCUAUCUUGUAAAUCGAUAAUAACAUUCGAUAUAACUGCAUCAGCAUAACGUCAAAUCUGCUCAUUUUUAAACAUGCGAUUAUGUUGAUCACGAUAUGUAAAUCAAUGGGCAGUUGUUUUAGCAACACUUAGGAAUUGGGACUUUAUACUUUAUACUUGAAUACCUUAUCGAAUGUACAGUUGCUUUGAGGAUAUUGUACAAUAUAUGACACGUAUACAUGUAAUAUAACAAAGCUGCUAUAGAAGAAAAAAAUUGAAAUGACAAAUAUACAGACACUUAAAGAAAAAA
Cephus cinctus (wheat stem sawfly) is the source of this 2234-nucleotide messenger RNA. It is a transcript of the gene eIF4B, whose product is annotated as eukaryotic translation initiation factor 4B. Lineage: Eukaryota; Metazoa; Arthropoda; Insecta; Hymenoptera; Cephidae. The transcript is spliced from 12 exons. Gene Ontology annotation, molecular function: RNA binding. The record is from RefSeq and is a predicted model, not a curated record. Bases 150 to 1724 code for a protein of 524 amino acids.